AUGUUUAUGAGACAGAUUCCUUGUUUGAAAGAAUUGAAUUAUUUUUCAAUGGGGAAUAUAAGAAACAUUUCCAACCUCGGCUUCAUAAACUUUCCUGGAGCAACAGACUGCCUAACGGAUCUUUCAACUAUCAAAUUUGAAGGAAAUGUUUCAAAUGGAUUAAAAGAUUUGAUCUCUUCACAGAAUUAUUUAAAGCACUUGACGUUAUCACAAUGUUCUCAUCAAGUGAAGUGGUCUGAUGUUAUAUCUUUAUUAACAUGUAGUAUUGAUACUUUAACAAAUUUACGAACACUUGUUUUAUCACUUAAUCAUAUGGGAAAUUUUGAAGAUUUCAAGGAGUUACAAUAUGUUACAUUCCCACUAUUACAAAUCUUAAAAUUUCCUCAUAGAUUUCCUAACUGUGAAUACUUGGAUCAAUUUUUGGAAAUCAAUGGAAAGAAUUUAACAUGUCUUCACAUUGCCGAUUCUGAUCGUUCAUUGAAUUUAUUCAUAGCCAAAUUUUGUCCGAACCUUAGAACAUUAUCUACUACAUUCGCGGUUAAUGAAAUUGAUUCAUUGGAAAUUAUUUUGAAUAAUUGUCAACAGUUGGAAAGCAUUAAAGUUUGGUGUGGGUAUGGUUGUUUGGAUGAAAAAAAGUUGUUGGAAAUUUUGACAGAAUUUUCACCAAAAAAUUUUUAUAAAUUAAAAUUAAUACAUAAAGCAAAUUCUAGAUUAUUUCCAAAAGAUUUGAAAGAAUUCUUUACAAGGUGGAGUCAUCGGAUACCACAAAAGCCGCUUGUUUUAAUCAUUAUUAAGAGGUAUCGCGUAAAGAGAUUAGAAAUUCAAGGAGAAAUUAAGAAAGUAAUUGAAAAAUAUAAAAAGUUGGGUAUUAUUAAAAAGUUGGAAACCGUAAAGAUUGACGAUGAUUAA
This is a messenger RNA of Funneliformis mosseae, 909 nucleotides long. Lineage: Eukaryota; Fungi; Glomeromycota; Glomeromycetes; Glomerales; Glomeraceae. The record is from the annotation of a GenBank genome assembly.